AUGAACAUCCCAGGACUACAAGGCGGCGCAUACACUGCAGUCUUUGAAACAGACGAAAACGGGAACUUCCAUUCAGCGAACGGCAGCGUGCCAGGCUGGCUUCGAGACAUGAUAGAGAGAGCAUAUGCCAAUAGUGGGCUUCGAAUGAACAAGAAGGUGGCGUCGCUGGAAGCUAUUGCAUCGCUCGAGGAGGUCCCUCCUGAGCUACUCAAGGAGCUGACGUGCCCGAUUUGCUAUGAAAAGUACGAGGUUGAUCAUAAUAAGAAACAGAAGAUGGACACUACAGUGCAGAAGGAAGAGCCACAGCCAGAGACAUCGUGGGCGUAUGAAAACGUAUAUGUGGAGCCUGAACUGAGCAGGCUUAAGUUUAAGGAUCCAUCUCUUUUCAUGGCGGUGGACGCUGGCGCUGCCAAUCCACUUAGGUUCCCUCAACAGAACCUAUCGAACAGAGAAACCGUCACCAAUGAAGAGAUGUUCCCGUCAUUGAACGACUUUAAGAAACCCGUGAAGGCCAGCAAAGAAACCAGACAUAUUGCGAUGAAAAUGCCCAAUUGUCAUCACGUAUUUGGGAAAACUUGCAUUAUCGAAUGGCUCAGAGGCCAUGUGAGCUGCCCUCUUUGUCGUAAGGAGGUGGAGAGCGUUCGUGACAGUGAUCCAAUGGCAAAGAAGAUGGAGACGCUUUCGCAGAAUUGCAAUUUUAUCUUUGCUGCUGAUCAAGACGUGGUGAUGAAGCACAUUCUUCGUCGCCUGACGAACGUCUUUGAACCAUUCAAGAAGCCAUACAAUCCGGCCGUCACGCCGCUUACAGACACUAGCGUGCUGCAGCAUUGGGCACGUCCAAGUUUACCUGAAGGCUUUGCUCCAGACGUGACAGAGAAUGCAGAUCCCCAGCUUAUCAUGGCCCGCAAGUAUCCGCUUUCGAACUUCCAGUCGACGCCACGAAGGUCGCUAUUUGGACGUCGAAACGAAAGGGACGAAUAG
Molecule: messenger RNA, 981 nt
Organism: Candidozyma haemuli
Lineage: Eukaryota; Fungi; Ascomycota; Pichiomycetes; Serinales; Metschnikowiaceae
Exons: 1
Coding region: 1-981 (326 amino acids)
Source: RefSeq, a predicted model, not a curated record